GCCCUCUGCUGGAAAUGCUUAUACUUCGUUGCACUACAGCUUGGAAUUUCGCGGAGAAUUGUGGUCGUUGUUAAGAAGGAGCUUAUCAAAAUGAGGCCUAAGGGUACAAGUGAAUGAAGAGUGAACUGGCGAUGUAGUAUUCGUCUUUCAUUUCUUGAAAUAUGUAACCUUAAAUUUAUGACAAAUGCGUAAUUAUAUAAUUCUACGCAGGAAGAACAUGGGUUCGGAGCGUUAGCUUAUGUUGAUAUAGGCUAAUUUAAUUUGUAAAAGAAGUUUGCGACGCUAUUUACUUUGUUCCUUUUCGAGUUUUUGUGUUGAAAUUGAACAAUUAAACAUGUCAUCCCGAGGAACUUACUAUAAUAGACCUAGAGGAAGAGGAGGAAUCAAACCUAGGGGAAGGGGUUAUAUCCCAAGAGAUAGAAGCCGAGGAAAACAGUUUAAUAAAUCUUACCAUCGUGAUGACAGAUAUUACAAAUAUAGUAAAGAAAAGUAUGAAAGUUUGAGUAGAAGACAUGAUAGGAGACAGUUAUUCUUGCAUAGCAGAUCUCGGUCUCGUUCACAUAGCCAUGAUAGGCCUAGCUAUAGCCAUUACUCUCAUGGACGUUCCAGAUCAAGAUCACGGUCGUAUUCUAGAUCUCCUCCUUAUCAUCAGAGUCAAUCUCCUUCAUCUUCUUACCAUCAAAGCCAUUCUCCAUUUCUUCAGCAUAAUCAUUCUCCAUCACCAUCUCAAAAAUCUGAAGAGAGAGAAUUAGUUGGAAGACUUAAGCCUUUUUCAACUAGUAGUACUAGUAGGUUGCAGACACCACCAAAACAAUCAAGAAAGUAUCAAGAGCUCACUGUAAAACCCAUAAGAAGUUCUGAAGAUGAAAAAUCUGGUGUUAUGGGAGCCUUAUGUUGCUCCUAUGAGAGUUCUGAAGUAAUUGAUAACCAGAAGGGUAGUGAGAGAUACGAAGAAAAGAUAGAAAGUAUGAAGAAGAAACCAUUAAAAAUGGGUGAUGAUUCAAAUACUGGUGAAAAAGAACAAAAGAUGAAAGAAAACAGGUAUAAUCUUCAGUAUGGUGAAGAAAAGGAUCUUAGAUCCCAGUUAUUAGAAAGAGCUUUAAUGGAGAAACAAAAACUUGGACUGGAUAAUUUUGCAAGAACAGACACGAGUUCAGCAUUAGAAGCACUGCAGUGUUACAGUCCUGACCUUAGUCCUCAUACAGAAAAAGAUGAAGAGGACAGCAAUAUAAAAAAGAUUGAGAGAGAAACCAUUAAAAAUCUCUGCUACCUAAAAAAGGAAAAAACCUAUCAAGAAAGGGAUUUAGUUGGAAACAAAGUUAAAAGUCCAGUUUCACAACCAGUUAAUAGUAGCAAGCCUCUUAAAUCUAUUUUGAAAAUUCGUAGAGCAGAUGAGCAAUCUGAUAGUUUUGGAAAAGAAACUAUAACUAAUAAUAGUGCUUCAAAGAAGAGAGACAGUAUUUAUCUUCCACAAAUCCCAGGUUUAGAUUUUGAUAGCAUUGAUGAUGAAGAAGAGUUUUUGUAUGGUGAUAGUGAAAAUAUCUCAAAAGUUAGUGAAAAACCUUUUAUGCGUGGCUCGCCCCCAGGAAUUGGAGAGAAACUUAAUCAUAAUACAGGUAAUAAAGAAAGUAGUGGAUGGAGUGAUGAAGAAGAUAACUUUGAAAGAAGUGAUCAAAGAGAUGUGUGUACUAGAAGUAGAACACCAAGUCCAAUACCAAGAAGCAAAAAAUGUAAAAAUAUUAUUAGCACUAAGAAACUGAAGACUGAGUGUGAGGAUACCAAAAAAUCUGAGAGCCAAAAACUGUCAUACAAAGGUAAGAGUGAACCAACUGAUGAUGAUUUAACAAUAGAUUUACAAUUACCUAAAGAUAAGGGCUCUUUUCUAAGAAAUAAAAGUCCUAAUCAAGAAAGAAGUAUUUCUCAGGAGUUCAAAGAAAAUCAAAUGUAUGGAAAGUGGGAAUCUCCACCAAGGGAAAAUGUUAAAGGGCAUCAUUCUGCUUCAAGAUAUUCCAGAUCAUUGGAGGAUUUUCACAGUCCAUUGUCAAACUCUUCAAUUCACAAGCACAAGUUAGAAACAGAUAACAUUGGCAAGAGCAAGUGUCCGAAGUUGGAACUUAAAAUGAAUCCUCAUUACAGUUCUUCUUAUGAGGAUAUAUCUAAAGAGAAGCUGAGAGCUUUGAAAGAAGAAUUAGCACAUUUCAGAAGUUUAGACAGUGAGCUUGGAAAUUAUGAACAACUUGAUUAUCAUAGAAAACAAGGGAAACACAGCCCUGAAGAAUCAAAAAAGAUAAUUAAAGUGCCAAAGAAAUUAAGUCCUUCAUUGGACUGUGGUGUUCAGAAAAGAUCAUAUAAAAGGAGGGAAAAUAGUCCUGAUCAUUAUGUUCAAAGAAAAACUUCAAUUGAAAGAAGGGAGCAUAGCCCUAGUUUUGAUACUUGUAGUAAAAUGUCACGUGAAAGCAGAGAACGUAGCUCCGAUGGUGAUAUCAGCAGGAAAACACCUGUCGAAAGAAAACUGUUUAAGCCUGGUUAUCAUGUUAGUAGAAAAGCAUCACAUGAAAGAAGAGAUCAUAGUCCUGAGUAUAAUACUAGUAGGAAAAUGUCACUCGAACGGAGAUAUAUUAGCCCUGUUCAUGAUGUUGGCAGGAAAACUUCUUUUCAGAAGCAAACUCUUAGCCCUGGUUAUGAUGUUAGUUACUUCUCACCAGAAGAAGGAGAGUUUAGACCUGGUUAUGAUACUGUUAGGAAAACGUCAUUGGAGAGAAGAGAUCUUAGUCCCUAUUAUGAUGCUGGUAGAAAAGCCUUAAUUAAAAGAAAAGAAUAUUGUCCAGGUUAUGAUGAUGAAAGACAAAUGUAUUUUGAAAGAAGAGAAUUUAGUCCUGAUUAUGAUUACAUUGAAUAUAACCAAAAGUCUAGGUGUGAUGUUCAAGGAAAAAGAAUGGUGGAGAAGGAAAGAUACUUGUUGGAAAGUCUGCAAAGGAGUCCACAUUCCUUAAGGCAACAGUUUGAUGAAGAAAAUUUAAGAAAAGAUUCUUUAGAAGUAUCCAGAAGGUCUUUAGAAAUUAUGGAAAAAUCUUCAAGAAAAUACUCAUUGGAAAGAAGGAGCUCACCAAGCCCAAGGAGGGACUUUUUAGAAAGAAGACAUAGGUCACAAGGUUUCUAUGAAGGCUCCUCACUGGAAAAUUAUUCUGUUGAAAGAAGCCCAGUAAGAGAUUCUUUUGAAAGAAAAAAGAAAAGCCCUAGAAGGUCUCCAGAGAGAAGUCACCAAAGAGAGCAUAGGAGUUACUCCCCUUGUUACUCCCCCCAAAGUCCUAGAAGGAGCCCACAGUACGAAACUUAUGAUUCUAGGAGGCCUUUAGAGAUGAAUGUACAUAAUAUCAGUACAAAGGCGCAUGAACUUUAUGAAAUUAACCAGACAGUGCAAAAUUCUUCAUUUUUUAACACUGGCUUAUCUCAUUCAGAACUAAGUGUUGUUUUUCACGGAAACCCUGAUAGUAGCUUACCUACCCCUAUAGCUUCCUACCCACCACCUACUUUUCCAGAGUCAUAUGGUCCUCCACCAGGCAGUAAUGUUCCAAAUGAACAGUUGUUUCCUCCAUCUUUCACAUCUUUCCCUCCUCCAGGUUACCAGUACCCUCCAUAUAGCAUUCCUCCUGCAGUUCCUACUUUCUCUCAACAUGUUACUAUGCCAUCACUUUCAGUUCCUCCUCCAAGUUUACCAUCAAAAUAUUUGCAGUCUUCUCAUAAGAGAGUAACCACUCGCUCCAACCUUAGAAUUAUCCCAUUAGAGUCUAAUGUUCAAACCACUUCUGUAUUUAAUGCACCCAAAGUUCUACAGGAGCCAGAACAAAAAUUUGUUGAUUUGACAGAAGAAGAGCUAAAGAUGUUAGUUGAAAAGAAAAAAGAACAACAGACACAACUAAAUGUGUUAAUUGCUGAAGUUGAGAGAUUGCGUAAAAUGCAAGGAGAAAUGAUGAGGAAAAAACAAAGACAAAAAGAUGGUCACAAAGACCCACUUCUUUUAGAAAACAGUAAGUUGCAAGAUGAAAUAAACAAGCAGAUCACAGAUCUGAAGAAAAUAGUUGAAGAGACAGAGAAACAGAUAGAGCUUGGAAAACGACAUCUUAAUGCAGAAGAAACGUUAGUUCAAGGAGUAGGACCAAAUAAACAAGAACCUAAUGAAGAAAAAACAGAAGAUACAGUGCGGUUUAAGUAUUUUGACCCAGGCAGCCAUUGGUGUAAACUAUGUAAUGAAGUUUAUGCAACUCUUCCUCAGCUAUUUGAUCAUCUGCACAACAGUACACAUAAGCAGAAAAUGGAUGCACUUGACCGCCCAUGGGCUCCAGAGAAUAAGAAAAAACAUCCAGUUGAAAAGAAUAUUGCUCCAAAAAUUCUUAUUCCAUUGAAAGGGGUUCAGUUUAUCUACCCCAUCUCUGGAUUUUAUUGCUCGUUGUGCAAAGAAUUCAUGGGUGAUGGAGCAUGUGCAGAUGGGCAUUUGAAAAGUCAGAAACACAAUCGCAGUUAUAUGAAAUACACUCUUUUGAAUCCAUUCUAUGAACGAAGAUGGAACUUAGAUAAAACUACAGCUGUGGCACAACAUGAAAAGAAAAGACAUAUAGAAGAAGAAAAGCAGCAGCUGGCAAAAAGAAUGAAGCAAGAAAAGGAAGCAGAAAAACGAACAAAGGCAGUAAUAGAAAUUGAAAAACGAACCAAAGCUGAAAAAGAAAAAAGUAAAGAAAUUAAUGAAUUGGAGGAAGAUUUUGUAACUCCUCCAUCAAAGAAUCCACAUACACCUACUGAGGAAAUUCAAGAAAAGUCGAAAAGCAAAGGUAUCAAGCUAACAUUACUUGGUGAUAAGUCAAAGAAUGAUGUCCAGAGAAAAAAUGAUGCAGAAAGCAAGAAAGAAAUUAAACCAAAGAUGGUUAUAAUAGGUAAAGCACCCAACUAUAGGUCAAUGUUAGCUGCUAGUAAAACUGAAGAUACUAAAGCAUCAGUGUUUGGAAAGUUAAAUUUGAAAAAAAAUGAACAAGAAGAAAACAAAGAAGAAGCAAAGCAAGACUCACCUGAGAUAUUUCAAGUAAAUAAAACAAAUGCCACUUCAAAGAUUACAGAUAUUUCUGGAGUAAACAAAAGCCUUGCCUUGUGUGAGGAAGACACAGCCAAGGCAUUUACUGGAGAGACUCAAACUAAAGAAACAAACAAAACUUUUCAGGACUUUUCACAAGGUAGUACCAGUUUAUCUCCUUCUGGAGAAAAGUGUAAGAAAUGUAGGAAAAGAAAAAAGCAAUGCAAUCAUGACUUUAAGACUUUACAUACCUUUGGUCCUCAUUUACCAGAGACUUUUGCAGCUGGUCCAGUCACAGAAGAAGAACAUGAUCUCAGUAUGUUAGGCAUAGACAAAGCUGAUAUGAUACCAUUGGCGAAACCUAAACCUCCACCAUCAGUUCUGAGGUCAAUUUCUUGCAUUAAAAUGGCAAUUGAAGCCCAACAAACUCAAAAAGUAGUUGAUCAAAAAAUGGCAACAGAGUCUAGUGAAUGUGAAAUACAGGAUCAGGAGGAAAUGACAGAUGAACUAUUAAAGCAAGAAGAAAAAAGUGUUUCUGCUGUGGCUUCUAUGAAAAAUAUAGUUGAACCACACAUGCCUAGUGAGUUUGACUUAAACACACACAAAGAAUUGCCAAGUCCAGCUAAUGUAAAUACUGACCAACUAAAUGCUAGUAAAAAACAUUUAAGCUUACCUUAUGCAGGAGGGAAAUGUAAGAGAUGUAGGAGAAAAAGGCGGAAACAAUGUACUCAUUUCUCAAAACCUUUAGGUACUUUUGGUCCUGGUUUACCAUUUACAUUAACAGCCGGUCCAAUCACAGAAGAAGAACAUGACCUCAAUAUGCUAGGCAUUGACAAAGCUGAUAUGAUACCAUUGACAAAACCUAAGCCACCACCAUCUGUUACAAAAAAAAUGCUUGAAGACAAAGGUAUGACAGAAGCACAGUGUAAAGAUAUAAUCCAGGAAGAAUCCAUAACAACAUUUGUUGGAAGUGAUUACAAAACGGUAAGAGCAAUAAAGCAUGAAGAGAAAGCUACUUGUUUCCUUCCUACUGUAGAAAAAAUGAGUGAGUCAUAUACAGGUGAUCAAGUUGCCUCAAAUACAGAUAAUGAAUUACCAAAAAAGAUUGAAGGAACCACUGGCCAAAUAUUUACUAAGGUUCAGUUUGGGUCUAAAGAAACCAAAACCUCAAGUGGUGACACAACUUUUAGUGUUGACAAACCUUUCCUUAAUGACAACAUAAAAAAGGUAAAGAUCUUAUCCAAAAUAAGUGAACAUUGUUUCAAAGAAAAGGAACAUCUUGGAGUAAAAACAUCUACUUUCACUGAAGUGGAAGACACAGAAAAAAAACUAGCAAAUAGUAUUACUGAUAAUACUAGUCAUGAAAAUGGGUUGAUGUGUGAAAAAGAAAAUAUUAAUAUCUUAAACCCAAAACCAAGUGGUACAGGUAUCCAAGAUCACAAAGUCCAGUGUGAUUUUGUAACAACCUUCACUGAAGGAAAAACUAUAGCAGACAUUGUAGAAAUGCAUGUUACUUCUAAUUGUGAUGAUGAGAAGAGCUCUAGUAUAAGGGAAAAUUUCAGUGAAGAGCUUUGUGACAAAAAUCUUUUUUCAACAAAUAUGAAAGAAGAGUCUGGAAACUCUCAAAAACCAGAAAAGAAAAAGGAGAAAAAAAUGCAUUUCACUGAUGUUAGACACAAAGACCUCCAUUCAGAUUUUGCUUCCAGUGAAAAACAAGGAGGGAAAAGAAAGAGUAACCCUCCUGUUUUUGUGGAGAAAGAGGAAGGUGGAAGUAGUAAAGAAGAAAUUACUUGUGAAAAUAGUAAAAAUGUUGUAGAUAAUGAUGAAUGGAUGGGUUCUGAAGAUGAUGUUGAAGAAACUUUUAUUUGGGAAGUUACAGAAGAUGUUGAGUACAAUGAUGAAUGGGAGAUUACAGAAGAUGUUGAUAGUAAUGGUGAAGACCACGAUGAGUGGGAGAUAACUGAAGUUGUUGAAGGUGAUAGUGAAGAUGAUGUCGAAGAUGGUAAUAGAGAGAUGAAUACUAAAGAUAUGAAAGUUUCUGAAGGUAAUGAUGAAGAGAAAAUUCUCGAGGAAAGUGAAAAUAAUGAGGUAGGAAGAGUAAUUAAUGAUGCUUUAACUGUUGUUGGUGAGGUUAUUGAUGACAGUGAAGAAAAUGUGGAGUGGGAGGUUACGGAAGAGGUUGAAGAUAAUGGUGAAUGGGAAGUUACUGAAGAAGUUGAAGAUAACAGUGAAUUAGAAAUCAGUAAUGAGGACAGUGAUGGUAAUGAGAAGAAAAAUAUAGAAGAUGAAUACAACAGAGCUGGAACUAAUAAUACUGAGAGAGAUCAUACUGAAAAUUAUAAAGAAAUGAAUAUAAAACAAAAAAGAGUAGUACCAGAAGAUCAUAGAAACAAAAUUGAAAUAAAUAUUACUCAAGCAUAUGAUGAUAAUGAAGAAGAAGUUGAAUGUAGCAAAGAAAUAACUAAAGUGGUUCAGAGAAAAAGUCCUGAACACUUGAAAACUUGCAUAGGAAGAGAGCACUCCAAAGAUGCUGAAAGUAAUGAUAAUGGGGAAACUAAGAGUGUCUUCACUAAUAAAGAAAUGGAAUUCUACAAGAGGGCUGAAGAUAAUAAUAAAGUCAAGGAAGAAAUAAGCGAUAUUGAAAGCACAAUUUCUAAAGAUAUAGGUGAUUGCAAAAACAAGGCUGCUGAAGAUCCUAGUAAUGUUGCUAACAAAAUUAACAAAGAUUCAGCUGUUUCCAAAGAAAAAACUGCUGAAGGUGCUAGUAGUACUGUUGACAAGAUUAACAAAGAUGCAACUGAUUCAAAAGAUAAGUUUGCUGAUGGUACUAAUAAUGCUGUUGACAAGAUUAGUGAAGACUCAGCUGCUUCCAAAGAUAAGGCUGCUGGAGGUCCUUGUAAUACUGUUGACAAAGUUAGAGAAGACUCAGCUGCUUCCAAAGAUAAGGCUGCUGGAGGCCCUUGUAAUACUGUUGACAAGGUUAGAGAAGACUCAGCUGCUUCCAAAGAUAAGGCUGCUGGAGGUCCUUGUAAUACUGUUGACAAGAAUAGUAAAGACAGGGCAGUUGCCAAAAAUACAAUUGGUGACAAAGACAUUACUAAAAAUACUGUUGUUACAAAAAGCAAGGUUGUGAAAGAUGCAGGUGAUGAUGAUGGCAGGGUGUCUGAAAGUACAUGUAAUAGUGAAGGCAAAAUCACUGAAGAUACUAAUGAUACUCGAGGAAAAAUUUACAAAGAUAUUGAAGAUAAGAAAAAUAAUGAAGGGGAAGAGCUCAUUAGUGGUGACAUGCAUAAUGUUGAAAAUGUUGUUAUUGAGGAUAUUGACACUAAAUUUACUAAAAAUCUUGAGAAAAAGGCUGAAGAAAGUUCUGAAAAUGAUAAUAAGACUAGAAUUAGCAUUGGUAAUAGUCAAAAUAAAGUUGAAAAAGACAGUGUGAGAUGUUUAGAAAGUGCUGAUAAAAGUAGUGAAGGGAUUAAAAGUAAAGAAUAUAUUGUUAACAAUGACACACUGGGGAGUACUGGUGAUUACACUAGAAAAAGUUAUGAAAAAGAAAUCAUUAACAAAGAACAUACUGAAAGCACAAACACCAAAAUUGAGAACAUUAGUACUGAAAAUUAUACUAGUCUUCAAACUCCUGAAUGUAUGAAGGAAGAAAAGGGUUAUCAAAAUUAUUUUCAGAAAGACGUGGGUCAGGAAGCUCAAGGUAGCAAGAAUAUUGAGUCAGUAGGUAUUUUGUCUCUAGAUGAAGUUGGACCAUCUUCUCCAGAAAAUACAGAAACUGGGGUAGAUGAAGAGGCCAUCUGGGAGGUGUCUGGUGAUGCAGAUGGUUUAAUGGAAUUAAUUGAAGGAGUUGCCAGUGAUUUGCUCGAGUCAGACGAAAAGGUAUAGUCAGUAGUGGCUAGAACAUGAAAGAUUUGGAUGAAACAAGGAAUAAUCUUGAUAAUCAGUGAGACAAGACUGUGACCAGUGUUCUCCAUGGUGAGGGGAAAACAUUGUGUGAAACUUAGAAUUUAAAAAAAUAUAUAUAUGAAUCAUAUGAUCCCUUGUGACAAUUAUAUUGAUCCUAAGAUUCCAAGGAUAUGGAUAUAAGGAAUGGAAUGUGGAAAACAUAUUUGUGAGGAUCUCAUAUCCAUGGACAUUUAUGUGAAAUUUAGGAUUCUGUAAAAAGAGAAAAAGAAUUUGAAUUUAUUUAAAGCAAGACAGCAGUUGAAAUCUUUCAAUGUUUUAAGUCAAGACUACGAUGUCCAGAAUCAUUUGUUGAACAUUUAUGGAUGACAUCUGAUGUGUGUGUGUGUGUGACAUUCAUAAAAAAGACUAAUUUCAAAAGUUAAGUUGGAAAAAGUGAGUAUUUCAUAAAGAUUUAAUGAGUGAAAUUAUAUGUAAAGACCAUUUGAUUCCUAUACAGAACUGUGUUGCAACUAAAAUGAGUAAUUUGGAAUGUUGGCCUAUAAUUAUAGGUGAAAAAAAACAGUGAAGAAAACCUGAAGCUUGAAAGUACCAUAUUAUUGUUUAAAUAAAAAAUCUUACAAUUAAAAUGUUGAAUUUGGACUAAACAGAUAAUAUUGUUCAUGUUUUUUUAACUUUUCUCUGCUUCCUUUUUGUUUUGCAUAGGUGAUUGUAAUUAAAAUGUGAUGUAUGUUGAUCUAUGUGCCUUUGUUUUCUUGGUUAUUAUUGUAGUGAGUAAUGGUUUAUAUAAAAUUUAUUAGCUUUGACACAUUACACUGGGUUUGGCACAUGAGUGGCUUAAUUAAGACUGUUCUUUUUGUUCAGGUUUCUAUCAGAAACUAAAAUUGAGAAAAGUGUUUGGACGUUAAGAAAAGGAAGUGAUUGUAGCCAUUAUACAACACUUUUAUCCUGAAAAUUUUACAGAUUUCUUGAAAUGGUCCUUUCAGUUAUGAAACUGUGUAUACAGUUGUGAAGUUAUUUUUACUAUUUAUUUUUUUGCAGCUCUUCUCCAGAUUUCACCCCAUGGGACAAAAUAACAUUAACUAAGGGCUCCUUGCUAUAAAUAAUUUUUGUUCAUUGACCUAUUAUGGUUAUUAUAUAUUAUAUAAAUUAUAUAUUACACAAUAUACAUCUUUUUCAAAGCAAUCCACUGUUUGAGGCACCACAUAAAUAAAUGUAUAUUAUAUGGAAAUAAGUUUGAUUAAGAUGUAUAUAGCUAAGAACUAAACCAAGUUCUAAUCUUCAAAUAUUAAUUGCUGAAAGUUAUUCAGAAUCAAUAAAAAAAACAUGUUAUUUACUAGAAUGACUCCAUUUCAUCAAAUGACACACUGCACAUGGCAGUUCUUCACACUGUUGUUUUGGGUGAUUCAUUUCUGCAAGCUGAUUAGAAGCUACAGAUUUUUAAUAGUUUCUGGUGUUUACUGUCAACUAUGUAUUGAAGUUUUAUUUCUCUUUCUCUGUUUUAUUUUUUGAAGAAUGUUAAAGUUUAGCAGCCAGUUAGGUAUUAGAACUUUUAUGUGAGAAUUAAUGAAGUCUUAAUUUACAUUUUCUUAAAGUACAUACAGUUUCCUCUGGUUAAGGUUUACAGAAUUACAUAUAGUUGCCAAGAUGCAAAGUAGUCUAAAUACUAAAUGGGUGGGGGGAACAUUCAUUGGUAUAUAAAAAAAAAUUAUUUGAAUUGUGUCUUCUGUUAUAGUUUAAACAUGCUGUUUUAUUUCAUGGGUUUAGUUGUAUAAUUUCUUGAAACUGUGAUAGUACAGGCUUUUAUGAUAGUGAUGUAGAUGUGCUUUAAGAAAUAAUACCAUUGUAAAGGCUAAAGUUUUGAAGUACAUAAAAACUUAAGAUUUGUGUGUGAAAGACUUGGAAAACAUAUCUACCAAGGCACAAAACCUGAAGCAUAAAAGUACUAUAUUAUUGCUUAAAUAAAAAAUCUUACAAUUAAAAUAUUGAAUUUGGACUAGAUAGAUAGUAUUGUUCAUGUUUUUUUAACUUUUCUCUACUUCCUUUUUGUUUUUGCUUCUGGGAUUGUAAUUAAAAUGUGAUGUAUGUUGAUCUGUGUGUUUUUUUUUUCUUGGUUAUUAUUAUUAAGCACAGGAUCUUCAAACAUAAAAGAUCUUUUCAUUAUAACCCUUUUAUUGUCAACAAUUCUGGCUCCAUCUUUGAAUUGCCAAGUAUUUUUCAUUGCCAAAGUUUUUCACCAUCAGUUGAUGUUUGCAAUUUAUGUCUAAAAUUAGAGUUUAGGGUUAGAAUUUAGGCUGAGCAAAUUGAAACAUUGUUUCUGUCUAGAUAAAAUUUGGAAGUAAUUGUAAAUUUAUGCUUAAAAAAGAUUAUAAAUAAGUUGAUGGUAAAAUAACUGAUAUGCAAAAGUGAAAUUACUUUCAGAAAACUUAUGUUUAUAUUUUAUUCUCAUAGCAAAUAGAUUUAGAAUUCUAAUUUAGUUCAAAUAUGUAUUCCUAAACAGUUACUGCUUUCUAUAUAAGCCUAAAUUUCAAUAAAAUUUUAAAAAUCUGAGCAAACAAUUAUUCAGCAAGUUCUUGUGUUAAUUCAUUCUUUACGGUGUGUAAUGGUUAAAUUUGGUUACUGAUACUUCAGACUUGCUGGAGAAAUGUAGCACUUCUGGUAUAGAUUCGUAAUAAGUAAAAUUAUUUUCGUUUUAACAAGGCCUAUGUAUUACCAAGCCUAUUUCAUAAGAGUAAAUUCAUUCAUUGUUUCUUAUAACAGAAAAUGAAGAUUUACGUUUUCUUUCACGUUAAAGAAUUUAUACUUCUAAAAUACACAUUAAAAAACCUGUUACAAAUUGGGGUGCCUCCCCAGUAGCUAAGCAGUAAGGCUGAAGGCUUAUAAUGCUAAAAAACAGGUUUUGAUACCUAUUGUGGGUUCAGCACAGAUAGCCCAUUGUGUAGCUUUGCGCUUAACAACAAGCAAAUGAAGUAAUGGAGUAUUAUUUCUUGGCAUUUGUGUAUAAUGUUAUACUAAUAAAUUUACACAUAACAUUAAAAUAAGUUACAAUUAAAAUAUUGUUAAUUCUAAUAAUAACCCAUUGCCUUAAAAAAUGCAUCUACCACACACCACACUCUAUUCACUUUAUUGAAAUUAAAACAUUUUAUUCAUUUAUGCAGGAUGUCUAAUGAUGGAAGGCAAACAGAUGUGAAGGUAACUAAAAAAGUAAGACUUGCUGAAUUUAGACCAGGAAGUAAUCUAAAUUUAUGCAUUUUUUUCUUUUCUUUUUACAAAUAAUAAUUAAAAUAUUAGGAAUAACUAGAGUUUUGCUAUCAAUAUAAAUGGUGAUUGGGACUGAUAAGGUGAGUGCUGUAUGAAAAUUUAGAAGUUUUUAAAGUGUUUUUGUGUCUGACACAUGCACCUCAUUAGUGCUUAAUUGUAGGAGUGAAAGUUCAAUAGUUCUAAGCUUGGUGUUUUAUAACAAUUUGUGUGAAAAUAGUGUUUAUGAUCUUCAUGAAGAAAAAUAUUUUGUCACAUUACCAUUGAUAGUUUUUAGUAUCUAUUGCUGAAACAGUAUUGUUGUUAAUUUCUGGGUUUGCAACAAUGGCUGAGAAUAAAAAGGGUUAUGUUGUUAAGAAGCACUAACAUCAAAUAUAUCUGAUCCAAACCUGCUUCAUGAAAUUAUAGCAGUGGAAAGCAAAACUAAUUGUUGAAAUAUCACUAUGUGCUUAAGAUGGUAUGUUUAAAUUAAUUAGGGGAAAUUUGUUUGUACUAAUUUAUAAAAUUAAUUGGAAUUGUUUUGAUAGUUCUUAAGUUUAUGUUCCCUGCAGAUCUAGUACACUUUACAUUUAGUUUGUUAUGCCAUGUCAGUUACUGUUAUCCUCUGUAUGUAGAAUGGGCCCGGUGGUAAAAAGUGUUGAUGUAUGUGGAAAUGUGCAAGUGUGUCUAAUUUUUUUUUUUUUAUAAACUUAAGAACUCGUAACUGAAGCUAAGGAAUUUAUAUUGUAACAAUUACUAAAAAACUGGUUUGGUACUCUUUACUUAUACAGUCUGAUUAAUAAGUCACAUUAUGUUCCCUUUACAAAUAUAUUGUUUGGUCCAACUUGUUCCAAGCAAAUCAAUCAUCAGUUGAAUCCUUUCCAGAGGACUGAGCAAGCUGAUGCUACAUUUAUUGUUGAAAGCUACUGGUUGCUUAAAUGUGUGUGUUGGGUAUAAUCAUCCAGAUCUGAUUUAUUUUGGAUUACUCUUUCCUCCUCAUCAGUAUACAGAUUCUAAUACAUAUUGAAUUAUUUGGCUGAAAGGUGGAAUAGAGAAAUUUUGGUAGAUCUGUAAGCUUGUAACCUAAACAGCUGACUUGUGAUCAUACAAGUGAUGUCAAACUUUAUUCAUGGAAAUUAUAUAUAGAUAUUAAGUUUGAGUAUAAAAUUAAAUACAGGGGUGUUAUACCCAGUUUUUUUAGCAUGUUUUUAUUGACAUUUGCACAUAAACUUUGAACGUGUCUAUAAUUAAAAUACAGUAACAGUUGUUACUAUAAGAUAAUAUGUAUGUGUUGAUUAUGUUUCAGUUUUUCAUGUCAAAACAUAGCUAUGUUACAUCUUAUAAUAAUCUUCAUUAAUCUUGUGCUCAUUGUAGUUUAAAAAUUUCCAGAAUAAAAAAUUUCUACAGAUACUGACCAUGUGUUAUCAGCGCACUCUUCUCAAGCUUCUGUAUUAGAGUUUCAUAACAGCUUAGUUUAAGAUUGGUGAAACAGCCUCAAUUAUCACAUCAAUA
This is a messenger RNA of Limulus polyphemus (Atlantic horseshoe crab), 13717 nucleotides long. RefSeq lists its product as uncharacterized. The transcript has 8 exons. Bases 335 to 8950 code for a protein of 2871 amino acids. Gene Ontology annotation, molecular function: nucleic acid binding; zinc ion binding. Gene Ontology annotation, cellular component: nucleoplasm. Lineage: Eukaryota; Metazoa; Arthropoda; Merostomata; Xiphosura; Limulidae. Gene Ontology annotation, biological process: positive regulation of DNA-templated transcription; negative regulation of DNA-templated transcription. The record is from RefSeq and is a predicted model, not a curated record.